Messenger RNA from Spirodela intermedia, 2853 nucleotides. NCBI's taxonomy places the organism in Eukaryota, Viridiplantae, Streptophyta, Magnoliopsida, Alismatales, Araceae. The record is from the annotation of a GenBank genome assembly.
AUGCUCAGCGGCGGCUGGCGGGACAGAAUCGGCUGCACCUCUCUCGCCCGCGGCAUCGGAUUUGUCUCGUCUUCCCUCGCCGGCGAUGGGGUCGCCCUCCGACCAGAUCACCGGCGGCGACCAAACGGAGAGAGAGCGGCGGUGGGAACGGCAAGGCGAUCUUACUGCCCAUUCAGGGAAGCGGAACGGGGAUCUUCGUUUAGGGUUGAAACGGAAGCACUUCCGCGGGGCGGCGGCGGCGGCGCCGUCGUCUCCGAGGAGCUCUGCCUGCGGUUGCUGUCGGAAUGCAACAGGUCGGGGGAGUUCAAACGGGGGGUCUCCAUCCACAGUCCCAUGACCAAGCUCGGUCUGCUGGAUAACCCUCUUCUCAACAACACUCUCCUUUCCGUCUACUGCAAAGUAUCUUGCGGGGAGAUGGAGGCUCGUAAGCUGUUCGACGAAUUGCGAUUGAGAGAUGUGGUCUCCUGGACGACCAUGAUGUCGGCCCAGGUGAAAGCUGGACGGGAGGAAGAAGCCCUCGAUCUCUUCCACGAUAUGGUCUCCACAGGAUCUGCCGUCCCCAAUGAGUUCACCCUUUCCUGCGUCCUGCGAUGCUGUUCGUCUCUCGGGAGGUCCCUUCCUGGACUCCGAACCCACGCCCAGAUUUUGAAACAGGGUUUUCAGUGCAAUCGAGUCCUGCUCAGCUCUCUGGUGGACUUCUACGGCAAGCUUGAGAUGGUCGAGGAGGCGCUGAAGGUCUUCGCGGAGGUGGGUGAGGGAGACGCGGUCUCGUGGACGAUAAUGAUUUCUGGUCUUCUGCAAGCUGGGGAGUGGGCUCGUGCUCUCCAGCUCUUCUCCUUCAUGGUGGUUCAGGGCAUCAACCCUAACGAGUUCACCUUCGCGAGGCUCUUAUCGGCGUCUGCUCAUCUGGGCCCGCGCUUCGGAGAGUCGCUGCAUUCCCGCCUCAUAUCAUCUGGCGUAGAGCUCAGUCUGGUUCUGAAGACGGCGCUGGUGGAUAUGUACUCGAAAUGGGGAAGAAUGGGAGAUGCCCUGAAGGUGUUCGAGCAAACUCCCGAAGCAGACGUGACCCUAUGGACAGCUCUGAUUUCUGGGUACGUCCAGGAUUCAGACAUUGAGAGGGCGGUCGGCAAGUUCUGCCAAAUGGAGGCCGCCGGGAUCCCUCCGGCUUCCUUCACCUACGCCGGCGUGCUCAGCGCCUGCUCGACCCUGCCAACGCCGGAGCUUGGGCUUCAGCUUCAUUCUCGAGUGAUCAAAGCGGGGCUGGAUCCUGAUGCUUCUGUUGGCAAUGCUCUCAUGGAUAUGUACACAAAGUGCUUCUCCAGCUUGAAAGAACCUGUGCUCCUGUUCUCGGCGAUAAAGCUUCCUAAUGUGGUCUCAUGGACGGUGUUAAUCACUGCUCUGGUUCUCUAUCAUCAGCUGGAGGAAGCUCUCUCGGCGUUGGUGGAGAUGCAGCUGGCGCAAGUUCAGCCAAAUUCCUUCACUCUUACCGCCGUCCUCAAGGGCUGCGAGCUCGCGAGAUCUCUGGUUCAGGUCCGGAAGCUCCACGCCUACAUUCUCAAGAUCCAGUGCAGAGGUCUCUAUGAUCUGAGCCUCUGGAACUCCCUGCUCGACGCUCACACCAGGCUGGGGGAGGCAGAGGACUCGUGGAAGAUCUUCAACGAGAUGCCCCGCAGAGAUGAGAUCACUUACACCAGUUUGGCGGCGGGGCUGAACAAGAUGGGCUUGCAUGAGGAAACCCUAGGGCUUCUCCCCCGGAUGCGGGAGGAGGAGCUGAAGAUGGACUGCUUCAGUCUCCCCUGCUUCCUGUCAGCCUCUGCCGGCAUGGCGGCGAUCGAAGCGGGGCGGCAGCUUCACUGCUACGCCGUCAGAUCGGGUCUGGACUCGCAGAUAUCGGUGGUCAACGGCCUCGUUGACCUGUAUGGAAAAUGUGGGGACGCCACGGAAGCCGGCGCCGUCUUCAGAUCGAUCCCGGAGCCGAAUAUAGUCUCCUGGAAUGGUCUGAUCUCGGCGUUGGCCUCCAAUGGCUGGUUCUCCGACGCCCUCUCCGCCUUCGAAAGCAUGAAGCUUUCCGGAAGUCAACCCGACGGCAUCACCUUCCUGCUCGUGCUCUACGCUUGCAGCCACAGCGGGCUGGCCGAUCUGGGCCUCGACUAUUUCAGCGCCAUGAGGGAGCUCCAUGGAAUUCCACCGGAGCUGGAUCACUACGUCUGUCUGGUCGAUCUCCUCGGCCGAGCUGGGCGGCUUGAAGAAGCGGCGGCGCUGAUACAGGAGAUGCCGUUCCAGCCAGAUGCUCUGAUCUACAAGACGCUCUUAGGUGCCUGCAAGCUCCGGCGGAGCUUGCUGCUCGGAGAGGCGGCAGCCAGGAGAGCUCUCGAGCUGAACCCGGAAGAUCCGGCCAUCUACGUGCUGCUCUCGAGGAUGUACGACGACGCAGGGAAGCCGGAGCUCGCCGAGGAGAUGCGGCGGGCGAUGAGGAACAGAGGAAUGAAGAAGGAGCUGGGGCAGAGCUGGGUUGAGAUCAGGAACAGGGUUUAUCGUUUUACGGCGAGAGAUGGCUCGAACCCGCAUAUGGAGAGAGUCCACCUGAUGGUUGAUGAUCUGGAGAGGAGGAUGGCGCCGCCGCCGCCGGCAGCCUCCGGCCGGCACAGCGAGAAGCUUGCCGUGGCCUUUGGGCUACUGAAUACCCCCUCUGGACCGCCCAUACGGGUGAUCAAGAAUCUGCGAAUCUGCGUUGACUGCCACGAGUUUAUGCAGCUGGCGAGCGCCGUGACGAGCAGGGAGAUCGUCGUGAGGGAUGGGAGUCGCUUCCAUUCCUUCAGAAAUGGCGUCUGCUCGUGCGGUGGAUUUUGGUAG